Molecule: messenger RNA, 911 nt
Organism: Saitoella complicata NRRL Y-17804
Lineage: Eukaryota; Fungi; Ascomycota; Saitoellomycetes; Saitoellales; Saitoellaceae
Product: Bystin
Exons: 1
Coding region: 19-888 (289 amino acids)
Biological process (GO): rRNA processing
Cellular component (GO): nucleolus; preribosome, small subunit precursor; cytoplasm
Molecular function (GO): snoRNA binding
Source: RefSeq, a predicted model, not a curated record
AGACAAAGUUUGGCGGACAUGAUCAUGCAGCGAAUCAAGGAGAAGGAGGCAGGUAUGCCAUCAGCAGCGCCGGAAGAGGACCAACAAUCAUCUCUCCCGCCAAAGGUCGUCGAAGUAUACACCAAGGUCGGUCAACUGUUACAUCGAUACAAGUCCGGAAAGCUCCCCAAGGCAUUCAAGAUCAUCCCGGGACUGAGAAAUUGGGAGGAGAUUCUGUGGAUCACACGACCGGACGAGUGGUCGCCCAACGCAUGUUACGAGGCUACGAGGGUGUUUGUUUCCAACUUGAAGGCGAUUCAGACUCAGAAGUUCAUGUCGAACAUCCUGCUGCAGCGUGUGCGUGACGACAUUUACGAGAACAAGAAGCUCAACUACCACCUUUACAUGUCGCUCAAGAAGGGUCUCUACAAGCCUGCCGCAUGGUUCAAGGGCUUCUUGUUCCCUCUGUGUCAGAGUGGAUCCUGUACCCUGAAGGAGGCUGCUAUCGUUGCUUCCGUCCUCGUCAAGGUCUCCGUUCCCGCACUUCACUCCUCCGCCGCCUUGUUGCGUUUGGCCGAGAUGGACUACACCGGCCCAUCCUCUCUCUUCAUCCGCGUCCUCCUCGACAAGAAGUAUGCCUUGCCAUACAAGGUCGUCGAUGCGCUCGUUUUCCACUUCCUUCGCUUGCCCGGUCAGCACGAAGAUCUUCCCGUCAUCUUCUGGCAGAGUUUCUUGAUCUUCGCACAGAGGUACAAGAACGAUGUCACACCGGAGCAGAAGGAUGCGUUGUUGGAUAUUAUAAGGUCGAGGGGACACCCGCAAAUUGGUCCGGAGAUCAGGAGAGAGUUGCAGGGUAGUGUUAGCAGAGGCGAGAUGCUCCCGGAGCCCGACAUGGACAUGAUGAUGUAAGAAGGAGCGCGGGAACGUAGUUG